Molecule: messenger RNA, 1398 nt
Organism: Mucor velutinosus
Lineage: Eukaryota; Fungi; Mucoromycota; Mucoromycetes; Mucorales; Mucoraceae
Exons: 8
Coding region: 1-1398 (465 amino acids)
Cellular component (GO): nucleus; cytoplasm
Source: RefSeq, a predicted model, not a curated record
AUGCCCCGUAAAGUGCCAGCUGAAGAGUUACCCUCACUUGAGAGAUUGAUAGGUAUCCGUGCAAGGCUCUCGGCUGUCAAACGCAACCGUUCCAGCUAUCUUAAAAUGGAAGACAUUAUGCCUCUACGCCUCGAAGCUGAAGCAGAAAUGAAGAUCUUGAGUGACAUGCGUGGUGGUAGACUCUUGGAUAAGGAACGUGAACUGAAUCGAACUGACGAUGUAUUGGAUGAAGUGCUGCAAAUGCUUAGUUUGUGCUUUUUAUCCUUGGGAAAAAAGAGAGAAAGCCCUGCUGUGUAUUCUCAAGUUGUAGCUAUCAAGCAUAUUUUCGAUCGUCUGGAAGAAUUUGGUGUCUAUGAAGAGGAAUACCUAAAACCAUACAAGACAAAACUGGAUGAAAUCAACAAAAUUUUAUAUGUGGACAACAAAAGCCAUGCCUUGCCUGAUUCUGUCAUGCAAGUCUUAAAGUACAAAUACAUGCAGUGCAGCCACAUAUACGAUAGUCUGAUCGCUACAAUUCACGAAGUGGCACCUGAACUUAUCCCAAUUAGAGACAGAAUGCUGCGUAUCAGACGCCAUCUCGCCUCUGUGUGCUGUCGCAGUGACUAUCUACCUAGUGAUAUCAAGCCAUUGCAAGAAAAGAUCCGUGCCAUUGAUAACAUGCGAGUGAAUGGUAAAUUUAUGGGACAGGAUGGAGUGAGCAUACCUGCAGGUCAAGCUGUGCUAGUCAAUCUUUUGGAGCAGCUCUUUUUCUGGUCUCACGAUCUCAUCAUUGCCUGUAGCGAAGAUUUCUCACCUAAUCUUCAAAGCAUUCGCGAGCGUUUACUCGAGAUCAAGAAUCAAUUGGAGCGUUUGGAGUUAACACAUAAAUGGACAUUACGCCAAACCGACCUAUUCACCUACCAACAUCAGCUUCAUGAUAUUGUCAAGAUGAAAUACAGCGACGAUAAUGAGGAAGAGGCAGGAGAUCCCGCUUUGCUAGGUAAAUUCUUGGACGAGGAUGGCAAAACUGCUCCUGAGGGCCAAACCAUCCUUGAAUUCUUGCUCAACAAGUGCUAUCGAAUGAUCUUUGUCCUCUUGAGCGAAAGUAUUCCUGUUUCAGAAGCAUUAACCCCUGUAUACAACCAACUGACCACUGUGCGUCAAUGUUUGCUGGCUGUGAAGAAGACUGGUGCUCCCUGUUCGGCUGAGGAACUUUACCCUUAUCAAAUGAAACUUACCAGCAUUGAGAAUUUGCGUAAGGAUGGUAAAUUUUACGAUGAUAGGGGUCAUAUUCCAGAAGGUCAAGCGUUAUGUGUAGAUGUCUUGGAGGAAUGCUAUCUUCUUUUAGCAUCUUUGCGUGAAUCAUCAGAAGCGGAAGAAGGAGUAGCCACUGAGCAAGCUGUUUCUUCAGCGAAUUGA